CUUCCAGGUGCUGCAGUUGAUCCUUUCCGCUCUCCGUAGAGGAAUUUGUUGACGGCAUUACGUCACUCAUCCCGGUUGGUUGCCAGCGGCAAAAAAAAAAAAGCAGCUCGGUCCAGGAGGAGGACUGCGGUUUCUUUUCUUUUUUCUUCCUGCGGAGAGUUAAAGAGAUUUGUGUGUUUUUUCCUUUUUUCUUUUUUUGGUUCGUUCUGUCGUAUUCCGAGUUUGGAGUCCUGAGAAGACGACGCUGAAGAAUGAAAAGUGUGUGAACGUUUUUUAAAAAAGUCGACGACGCGCUCAGAGGAGAGAUGGAGGAACCAGAAGGUGAGGAGGAGUCCUUCAGGUACAAAUGGGUGUUACUGUGUGGGCUGUAGCGGAACAAUUCAAGACUCCUUUCACAUUAAAAUCCUCCAGGACACCUGGCACAACGCCUGCUUCCAGUGUUCUGUGUGCUGCGAUCACCUGACAAACUGGUACUAUGAGAAGGAUGGCAAGCUGUACUGUCGCAAACACUACUGGGAGAAGUUUGGAGAGCUGUGUCACGGCUGCUCUCUGCUCAUGACUGGACCUGCCAUGGUGGCCGAAGAACACAAGUAUCACCCCGAGUGCUUCGUGUGUCUGAGCUGCAAGGUGGUGAUCGAAGACAGGGAUACCUACGCCUUGGUGGAGCGAUCCAAACUCUACUGUGGGAAGUGCUACAAGCAGGUGGUCCUCACGCCCAUGUUGGAAAAACGCUCGCACGACUCGGUCCUCGACUCCCUGCCCCACACAGUCACCCUCAUCUCGAUGCCCUCUGCGGCCAACGGAAAGAGAGGCCUCUCCGUCUCAGUGCUCAGGGACGUCAACGGCUCGGCCAGUGUUCUAGUCAAAGAGGUCAGAGGGAUGCUUAUUAGUCCGGAGGUGAGGAAUGCCAUCCAUGUGGGCGACAGGAUCCUGGAGAUCAAUGGCCUUCCUGUCGGGACACUUAUGGAGGAGGAGGUGGACGAUCUUAUUCACCGCACCAGCCACACGCUGCAGCUGCUGAUCGAGUAUGACCCCAUCAGGCAGCGCUUGGAUCGCCUCAGGCUGGGAUCCCCGAGAAGCUGCCUGGGAGUUCCCGCCACCUCCCGCAUGCGUCUGUCCUCGCCGUCUGACGCGGUGCUGGAGAGAACCGACGUGGUCGAUGAAGGAACGCUGAAGAGGCGGUCUUUGAGGCGCAGCAACAGCAUCUGUAAGUCACCGGGGCCGAACUCUCCCAAAGAGAUGCCUCUGAUCUCACGAGACAUCGGGCGCUCUGAGUCUUUAAGAUCCUCCAACAGCUGCUCUCAUCGCAUUUUCCGCCCGUGCGACCUCAUCCACGGGGAGAUCUUAGGAAAAGGCUUCUUCGGACAGGCGAUCAAGGUGACUCAUAAAGCAACAGGAGAGGUGAUGGUGAUGAAGCAGCUGAUCCGCUGUGAUGAGGAGACACAGAAGACUUUCCUGAAGGAGGUCAAAGUGAUGCGGUGCCUCGACCAUCCACACGUCCUGAGGUUCAUCGGCGUGCUGUACAAGGACAAGAGGCUGAAUCUGAUCACCGAGUUUAUCGAGGGAGGCACCCUGAAGGAUUUCAUCAGAGACACGGACCCGUUUCCAUGGGAGCAAAGAGUGAGCUUUGCGAAGAGCAUCGCUUCUGGCAUGGCCUACCUUCACUCAAUGAGCAUCAUACACAGAGACCUCAACUCUCACAACUGCCUGGUCAAACUGGACAACACAGUGGUCGUUGCCGACUUCGGCCUGUCCCGACUCAUCGUGGAGGACAAAGUGAAGCCUCCAUCAGAAAAACCGUCCAACAAGAAGAGGGUGCUCCGACGCAUCGACAGAAAGAAGCGCUACACCGUGGUGGGAAACCCGUACUGGAUGGCUCCAGAGAUGCUGAAUGGUAAACGCUAUGACGAGAAGGUGGACAUUUUCUCCUUUGGGAUUGUUCUUUGUGAGAUUAUUGGGAAGGUCUAUGCAGAUCCAGAGUGCCUCCCCAGGACUAUGGACUACGGUCUGAAUGUGGUCAAGUUUGUGGAGAAGUUUCUCCCUGAAGACUGUCCUCCAGCUUUCUUUCCUCUGACUGUGGCGUGCUGCGACCUCACACCAGACAACCGUCCGACUUCCCAGAAGCUGGAGGACUGGUUUAAAGCUCUGUCCUUGAACCAGGAGCUGAAAAUCCCUCUGCCUGCUGAACUGGAUGAACUCCAGCAGAGUCUGAGUGGACUCCUCUGGCCUAAAGACAGCGCCCCAUCGCAGAGCACAGAAGAGCCUUCACCCCCCACCACCACCGCCGCCUCUCCGGACUCUCCCUGCAUGGCGGAUAACGGCACCUAGGAGACGUGCGUCCCUUUUUUUUCUCCGCCCCCUCUGAGCUGCUGCACUUACACUGUGGAUGAGAAAAGAGAAAAACUCGCUUUGAACCCGAGCCAUUUCUAAGAAACUGGAUAACCUGCUGCAGCUGCACCAGUCUCCCCUGUGUGGACCCCUAAACACCUGAGAGUCACCUGAGACUCGGUGAACUCCCCGUGUGAGUGGACGGACACAUUUCAGAUUUUUCUCACCCGCUCAACACACACACAGGCCUGUACUCAUGUUUACCGCCUUCAUAGACCGAUAUGAACAUAUUUGUGGUCAUUUCCCCCACACAGAAGACGAGCACCUUUUUGAGGUGAGAGCAUCGAUGUUUUUUUGUUUUUCUGGUUCUGAAGUCGUCGUUUGCCACGUGUGGAAUGCACACAUCGCUCUUUGACGAUUUAGAGAUCGACCGCUUCAACGCUGCGGCAAAAGAAAACAAAGACGACGACAGACUGGCUGAUUGACACGGAUGUGACCCAAACGGCUUCAUCACAUUCAGAUCUGACACGAGAUGCUGAAUGAAUGUCUCCAGUUUGUUUUUGUUAAACACCACGGAACUUGUUUUGGACGAGAUGGUUACGAGUAUAGCUCUUUGUACUGAUUGACUGACACUCGCAUGAUUUUGAGCGUUCUCCUCGAAUUAUGUAUGAACACUAAAUCGAUUUUUUCAUGUUUACCACACUGACAUUUCCUCCAAAAGCUCCUCUCUCCCAACACCUGACGCAGGAAAGCGGGGCCGUCAUUAGUCAUUGUGAAACCCACAAUCAUGCACGACUUCACCGUUAGAAAGUGGCUUUGUACAGAACUGGAUGUUUUUCUUAAGCAGUGUACAUAGACGUGUACAUAGUAAGCCUCUAAUCGGAUGUUGUUUUCUAAUGGGAACUCUAGAUUUGUAGAUUUGUAGACAUUUCGUCACCGAUGGACCUUUUUUUUUUGCUGUGAUCAUGGAAGGUACUGACGACCAGUUGUAACCACUAUUAUUUAUAUCACUGUAGUGUUUCCUAAAUAAACCUUCUGAAAGUCUCA
This is a messenger RNA of Labrus mixtus (cuckoo wrasse), 3375 nucleotides long. It is a transcript of the gene limk2, whose product is annotated as LIM domain kinase 2. Gene Ontology annotation, molecular function: ATP binding; protein binding; protein serine/threonine kinase activity. The transcript is spliced from 16 exons. The record is from RefSeq and is a predicted model, not a curated record. Gene Ontology annotation, biological process: actin cytoskeleton organization; protein phosphorylation. Bases 556 to 2328 code for a protein of 590 amino acids. Gene Ontology annotation, cellular component: nucleus; cytoplasm. NCBI's taxonomy places the organism in Eukaryota, Metazoa, Chordata, Actinopteri, Labriformes, Labridae.